UCCAUUGGUAUCUGAAUGAUCAGAAUAUUUCAGUCAUUCACAUUUGAUUCUCCUCCUGUGGCAUCAGAUCGCGGCAUGUAUACUGCUAAUAUAUCUAACCUUGCUGGCUCAGCUAAUCUCUCUUACACUAUAACAGUUAGAUUUGAUCCUAUUAUAACGUUGGAAAUUACUCAAACUGGAAUCACAGACUAUAAAAUUUGUUGUAGAGCUAUAGCCUAUCCUCAAAUAGAAACUAUAGAGCUAUUUGAAAUAAGAUCUGAUGGUACUCUUCGUAAUCUACAUGUAAACGCUGGCGCUACUUCUACUACAAGUAAUCAACUUUCUUCUAAUUUUGACUAUGAAGGAACUGCUACAUUUGCUGGCACUGACAAUUGCCCCAAGAACUACAGAUGUAAAGUGUCCACUUCUUAUUCGAAUGGAAUGAAUAAUACUGGGACGUGCUUGACUACUCCUAAUGUCACUAAUCUUCAAGUCAAUGAGACCCAAUCCACAAGCACAAGUGCUUAUCUUUUCUGGUCCCUGGAGCCAAAUGGAAUACUAGUGACUGGUUAUGAGUUUGAAUACAGGCUAUUGGGUCAAAAUGAAUGGGAACAGUACAGCAGCUCCAACUGUCAGUCAUUUCUAGAGAGAUAUUGUGUUAUAGAUGGUUUGAGUCCUGGUAAUUUGUAUGAAUUCCGUGUUACAGCUACCAAUUCGGUUGGAACUGGUGCCACUAGUGAUAUACAAUCAUUUCAUACUUUCUCUCCACCUCAAGGCAGACCAAGAGGAGUUUUAGCUUCAAGGAAAACAUCUUCUGGAAUGGAUGCAAUAGAUCUAUCAUGGGAGCCCUCACAAAAAAUCAUGCCUGGAUCAUGCAUGAUUUUUGGCAAGAAUCUUGUCAAGAUCUAUCUAAGAUAAUGUAAAAUCUUACAU
Molecule: messenger RNA, 912 nt
Organism: Amphimedon queenslandica
Lineage: Eukaryota; Metazoa; Porifera; Demospongiae; Haplosclerida; Niphatidae
Product: contactin-1a-like
Exons: 6
Coding region: 16-897 (293 amino acids)
Molecular function (GO): protein binding
Source: RefSeq, a predicted model, not a curated record